Messenger RNA from Phaeodactylum tricornutum CCAP 1055/1, 917 nucleotides. RefSeq lists its product with no specific name. The record is from RefSeq and is a predicted model, not a curated record. Gene Ontology annotation, molecular function: S-adenosylmethionine-dependent methyltransferase activity. The transcript has a single exon. Lineage: Eukaryota; Bacillariophyta; Bacillariophyceae; Surirellales; Neidiaceae. The annotation marks the transcript as partial.
GCAACCUCUCCCAUGAACAGCUCUCAUACCAGUGGGUACAAUGAAGCUACUUCCUUCGCUUGUGUUCCCUCUUUGCUGCCUAGACUUAGUGAACGGAUUCUCGGCGUCCAAACCACCGCCGGUGGAACCGACUACGACAAGAAGUGAUUUUCUGUGGAAACUGCCGUUGGGUGCCAUUUUCACCUACGGAUACGGACGUGUUACUUACAAUGCACUAUCGCUACAACACCUCAAAUACCCCGAAGCGCACGAAGCUCGAGUUUCUGCGACAAUCUUUCGAGCCAUCCACGAAGCUUCGCAAUCGCAAUCCUCGAGACCGAACAGGAACCCAACCACGAGCGGUGACCAAAAAAACAAAUCAUUCCGAAUUCUCGAAGUAGGAAUCGGGAAAGACUUGCGUCUACUGCAAAGGGGCUUGUACGAUCGGGCUUUUGAAGCAAUUUCUAGUCCUUUACACAGAAUACACAUUACCGGCGUAGAUCUGCAGCUUCCAAAACCAGAUAUCGUUAAGAAAGUGCAAAAACGACUCAAUGUGGGACGCGAAGAAAAACUAUUGCAGCGAUUUGAGCUGGACCUAUUAAAGGGAAGUAUAGCGUCCACAUUACCAUUUGAAAGUGGGCACUUUGACGCUAUUGUUUGCUGUUUGACGCUUUGUAGCGUCGACAACCCUGGUUUGGCGAUCUCUGAGAUGAAACGACUCUUGCGUCGAGGAGGUACAUUAGCCUACGUCGAACACGUCGCCGUCAAUCCAGAUGAACCCUACCGAUUUUUGGAAUUGCAGCAAACUACGUUGGAUCCCCUUCAGCAGCGUUUGGCGGAAAAUUGCCACCUGCACCGGUAUACGGAAGAUGCUUUGUUGACCGGAUUUGGGAUCCGAACAGCUACACUAGAAACCGAAGCGCUUGUUUUGGAGCAAA